Messenger RNA from Ornithorhynchus anatinus (platypus), 1422 nucleotides. It is a transcript of the gene AUH, whose product is annotated as AU RNA binding methylglutaconyl-CoA hydratase. Gene Ontology annotation, molecular function: enoyl-CoA hydratase activity. Gene Ontology annotation, biological process: fatty acid beta-oxidation. Bases 599 to 1378 code for a protein of 259 amino acids. The transcript is spliced from 10 exons. Gene Ontology annotation, cellular component: mitochondrion. NCBI's taxonomy places the organism in Eukaryota, Metazoa, Chordata, Mammalia, Monotremata, Ornithorhynchidae. The record is from RefSeq and is a predicted model, not a curated record.
UCACCCCAUCACCUGUCAAUCAAAUCAGACAACCGGCCUGUCGGUCAAACCGCCCAAUGUCCUGUCAGAUCCCCCCCCCAACUGGGCAGCUGUAUGACCCGUCAGUCAAGCCAUCAAACAAGCGACAACCCGUCGGUCAGACCGCCAGACCCAUAAUCGACCCGUCGGUCGGACCCCUUCCCUUCCCUACCACCAGGCUACCCGUCAGAUUACCUGUCGGUCAGACCCCCAGACGACCCCCGCCCCUCAGGUCGCCAAACCACCGACCUGUCAGUCAACCUAGACCCCCAAACAGACGAGCAGGCGGGCGAUUAACCCAUCGGUCGGGUCACCUGUCACUCAACCGGGCCGCCCAUCAGUCAGAACACCGGAGAGAUCGUCGAGCUGUCAGUCCGACUGCCGGGCAACCCACCAACCGACCAGACGGUGACAUCGCCGGAGGGACGGUCCGCCCGUCAGUCCAAUUACUGGAAGAACCAUCCCCCCCACCCCCUGUCAGGCAGACCACCGGACAAUCGACCUGUCAUUCAAACCACCGGCCAAAUCGUCAAACCGUCAGCCAGACCGCCGAGCAACCUGUCAGAGGCAGCGGAGGCCAAUGGGUCGUGUUAAUGACGACGGCAUCGUCGUGCUCGGCCUCAACCGGCCCCAAGCCAAGAACGCCCUCAGCUGGAACCUCAUCAAGCAGCUGUCGCAGUCGCUGGAGGCCCUGAAGUCGGACAAGAAGGUGCGGACGGUCAUCGUGCGCAGCGAAGUCCCCGGAGUCUUCUGCGCCGGAGCCGACCUGAAGGAGCGAGCCAAGAUGGAGGCCGGACAGGUGGGAGCCUUCGUCUCCAAGGUCCGCGGGGUCAUCAACGAGUUGGCGCAGCUCCCGGUGCCGACGAUCGCGGCCCUGGACGGGCUGGCCCUGGGCGGGGGGCUGGAGCUGGCCCUGGCCUGUGACAUCCGCGUGGCAGCGUCCUCUGCGAAGAUGGGCCUAGUGGAGACCAAACUGGCCAUCAUCCCCGGAGCAGGAGGGACGCAGCGCCUGCCGCGGACGGUGGGCCCGGCGCUGGCCAAGGAGCUCAUCUUCUCCGGCCGCCUGCUGGACGGCGACGAGGCGCGGGCCGCCGGCCUGGUCACCCACAGCCCCCCGCAGAACCCGCGCGGAGACGCCGCCUUCCUGCGCGCCCUACGCCUCGCCCGCGACUUCCUCCCGCAGGGUCCGGUGGCCGUGAGGGCGGCUAAGCUGGCCAUCGACCAAGGGAUGGAGGUCGACCUGGCGACCGGACUGGCCAUAGAAGAGGCCUGCUACGCUCAGACCGUCCCCACCAAGGACCGACUGGAGGGGCUCCAGGCCUUCCGCGAGAAGCGCACGCCGCGCUACAAAGGCGAGUAGCUGCGGGAGCCCGGGACCCCCGCCCUCCCCGUCCGCCCCGUCCG